Molecule: messenger RNA, 1068 nt
Organism: Tetranychus urticae (two-spotted spider mite)
Lineage: Eukaryota; Metazoa; Arthropoda; Arachnida; Trombidiformes; Tetranychidae
Source: RefSeq, a predicted model, not a curated record
UUUCAGUUUAAAUUCAUUCCUCACUCAGUGAAAACAACUUUUGAUUGUUUAACCGUAUUCCUUGCACUUGAUUAUAACACCAGUUAACUUCAUGAUGAUUUUUAAUUACAUUACAAUUGUUUUAGUUUUAAUCUCAAUCUCAGGUCAAUCAGAAGGCCGAAUUGCAAGAAAUGAAGGUUCAUUUGGAAAUAAUUCAAAACCCGAAACCAGUAGUAAAACAACUGAAUCGGUCUCUUCAACGCGAUCACCAACAUCAACGGCACUUCCUUCCUCAACUCCAUCGCCUUCAUCAUCAACCACACAAUCCGAUUCCCUGAAGGUAAUCGAUGUCAAUGGAAACAGUGUUCAACUUUUCGCUGGUUCAGGAACCAAUUUCGCUACUAAUAUUGCUAACGUCAUUCAGAACAAUCUAUCCAAAUUAACCAAUCGCCUUGCUGAUCAAAUCAGUUGGCUAAAUACAACGGAAACUGUGAACAGUCUUUGGAAUGAUAUUCGUCGAAGUGAUUUAAUUCAAUCUCCGAUUGCUAUGACUGCAGCCGGUUUAACCUUUUUUGGGUUUGUCUCGAUGAUGACUCUUUACCUUUUCCCAUCUUUGAGAUCAGCAUCAUUCCCGGUUAAUUAUAAAAGUCAACUGCAAAAAAUUGGUCAAUUGGGUCGAUCAGUGGAGGAAAUUGCAGUUACUGUUAAUAAAGCGAUUGACAGUUAUGCUCGAAGUGAACCCGAUACUUGUAUGAUGAUGGCUCUCUGUACUUUGGGUAAUGCUAAGCAAGUUUCAAGAAAAAGUCGAACCAUUGACACAAUCAAUACUUUUUUAAAUUUUCCUGGUUUAGAUGAAUUCAUUUUGUCCAAUAAAAAAUGGCGCGAUUCCCAUGCUUAUGGUCGUGAUGGUGGUGAUUGUGAGGCAAUUAAUAUGAACCAAAAAUGUCCAUUCAACUACGAUACCUGGAAGCUUUUGUUGUCGAGUCUAAGCUCGGUCAUUUGAUUUUUUUACUCGUAAACAUAUAUUAUACUUUAUUACGGGCCUUUAAUCAACUAUUUUCUCAAAUAAUAAACUUUCUUUUGGAUAAC